CUCACACGGCGGAAGUCGCUUACUCAUCAGACAGUUUCAAAGAUGGCACUUGCUAGUGUGUUGAACAGUGAUUGUGCGGAUUUUUCCUUUGACAAAUGUCAACCUUUUACCUAUGGAUGUGGACCAGAACAGAGCGGUGUGGGAUUUGAUGCCACGCCGGGAGACGCUCUCAGUUUCUUGGUCAAAAACCCGCUGGGUGCCGGGGACGAGGAUGGCGUCGAGAGGAAAAUAGAGUUCCUGCAUGGAACCACCACAUUAGCUUUUAAAUUCCAGCAUGGUGUCAUUGUUGCGGUGGACUCUAGGGCCACAGCGGGUUCCUACAUUGCCUCGCAGACGGUGAAGAAGGUGAUUGAGAUCAACCCCUACCUGCUGGGUACCAUGGCUGGAGGAGCUGCAGACUGCAGCUUCUGGGAACGCCUGCUGGCUCGUCAGUGCCGCAUCUAUGAGCUCCGCAACAAGGAGCGCAUCUCGGUGGCAGCGGCCUCCAAGCUGCUCGCUAACAUGGUGUACCAGUACAAAGGCAUGGGACUCAGCAUGGGAACCAUGGUGUGUGGCUGGGACAAGAGAGGCCCAGGGCUGUACUACGUCGACUCAGAGGGGAACCGGGUGUGCGGUGAUCUGUUCGCCGUGGGCUCGGGCUCCAUGUAUGCCUAUGGCGUGAUGGACAGUGGCCUGCGGCAGGACCUGUCCGUGGAGGAGGCCUGCGAGCUAGGUCGCCGCGCCAUCUACCAGGCCACAUACCGUGAUGCCUACAGCGGAGGGCAGGUCAACCUUUACCACGUCCACAGCGAGGGCUGGACCAGGGUCUCCCAGGAAGACGUGCUCAUGCUGCACCAGCAGUACAAGGAUCAGGCAUAGUUGUAGCAAGGAAGCGGAGAAACGAGUUAGGAGUUAAUUCUAGUAUCCAGUGUUUGAGAUGUUCUGAAAUGUCAGUAGGGUUGACACAUCAAUAAAAAGGACUCAGCUACUGAUUGGUUUACACUUGCUUCACAUCUGUGACCCAUUUUUGACUUGUUACUAGCUUAAAGCUUUAUAUUGUACAUUUUUAACAAUGGCAGUCAUCUCCACUCACCUUGCACCGUGUAUGAUUUUUGGGGGCUGCAGAGAGGGGUGGCAGUGACUCAAAACAUACGUUAAUACAGUGUGGGAGUAGUGUGAUGCUUGCCCUACAUACAUAUAAUUUGGAUCAUACCCUGGAAUCCAUGUGUCUCAAUAAAACCUGUGAUGUUCUUUUUUUUUUUCAA
Acanthopagrus latus (yellowfin seabream) is the source of this 1244-nucleotide messenger RNA. RefSeq names its product proteasome 20S subunit beta 5 (gene psmb5). The transcript has 3 exons. The coding region runs from base 43 to 858 and encodes 271 amino acids. Gene Ontology annotation, molecular function: threonine-type endopeptidase activity. NCBI's taxonomy places the organism in Eukaryota, Metazoa, Chordata, Actinopteri, Spariformes, Sparidae. The record is from RefSeq and is a predicted model, not a curated record. Gene Ontology annotation, cellular component: proteasome core complex.